Molecule: messenger RNA, 1564 nt
Organism: Dryobates pubescens (Downy woodpecker)
Lineage: Eukaryota; Metazoa; Chordata; Aves; Piciformes; Picidae
Gene: SLC35H1
Product: solute carrier family 35 member C2
Exons: 7
Coding region: 52-828 (258 amino acids)
Biological process (GO): UDP-glucose transmembrane transport
Cellular component (GO): Golgi apparatus; cis-Golgi network; endoplasmic reticulum-Golgi intermediate compartment
Molecular function (GO): antiporter activity
Source: RefSeq, a predicted model, not a curated record
CCGCCCUACUACGGCUUCUCCAUCGGCAUCACCUUCUACAACAAGUGGCUCAUGAAGAGCUUCCCCUUCCCGCUGCUCGUCACCCUGCUGCACCUCCUCCUCACCUUCGGCCUCUCGGCGCUGGUCCGCGCCGUGGCGCACUGCCGCUCCGGGCGGCCGCGGGCCGCGCUCAACUGGGCUGACUGCCUGCACCGGGCGGCCCCCGCAGCUCUGUUGACUUCCUUGGAUAUUGGGCUGAGUAACUGGAGCUUCCUCUAUGUCACUGUCUCCCUCUACACCAUGACCAAAUCCUCUGCCAUUCUCUUCAUUCUGCUUUUUUCACUGCUCUUCAAGCUGGAGGAAGCGAGGCUGACAUUGCUGCUGGUGGUUCUGCUCAUCGCUGCAGGGCUCUUCAUGUUCACCUACAAGUCCACACAGUUCAGCACUCAGGGCUUUGUGCUGGUGCUGUGUGCCUCAUUCCUUGGGGGCAUUCGCUGGACUCUCACGCAGUUACUCAUGCAGAAGGCUGAGCUGGGGCUCCAGAACCCCAUUGAUACCAUGUUCCACCUGCAGCCGCUCAUGGUCCUGGGGCUCUUCCCACUCUUUGUGGUGUUUGAGGGCCUGCCUUUGUCCAUAUCAGAGAAGCUCUUCCAUUUCCAUGAAGCAGGAAUGCUGCUCUCUCUGGUAGGGAAGCUGUUCUUGGGUGGAAUUCUUGCCUUUGGUCUAAGCUUUUCUGAGUUCCUCUUGGUUUCCAGAACAUCUAGCCUCACCUUUUCCAUUGCUGGCGUGUUUAAGGUAAGGCAUGCUUCCUGGCCUAACACUAGAAGGCAAGUACUGAGUCUUCUCUGAAAUGGGCUUUGUGUGGUGGGAGCUUGCUUAGAGCCAGUUAUUGCUGUUCUCCUUGCACAGGAGCUUGAUGCUUUGCCUUGCAGUCUCUGCAGUGAAGUCCCUUGGUCCCUGACAGCAUGGGGCAGAGACCAGGGACUGUUCUAUAAAAGGAUACCAUCAUGGUGCCAGGUUUGGUGGGAUUUGGGAUAGGCCAAGACACGUGGGCCUCACGAGCCAUGGAUGGUGCAGGAGAGAGCAGGGGUAAGAAGGGUGUGCUCUUGCAUCAGAGCUAGAUGUGAACAAAAAAAGUGGUUUGAGCUCUCUCUUGAACCAAGUUCAACACAUUUUCUCCUCCUUUAACAAACCCAGCAUGUGUACUCUUUGAGCUAAAUGGUGACCUGUGAAACUUGUCUGCUCAGGAGUCACAGGAUUCCCAUCUAGCUCAGUCAGAGGAUGUAGAAUCCCACAUCUCAGUUUAACAGGUUGUGUUGUUUCUGGAAGCUGGUUUUGGAAUUCUCUGUGCUUGGAGGAAUUUGCUGAUGGAAAUUAGCAGCCUGGCAUCUUGCUCUGGGCUUGAGCUGUAAAACAUCUCAUGCAUAUCUCCUGAGGUCCUGCCCUCCCACCUGUCAUGUGUUUUGUUUCCACAGGAAAUCUGCAUUCUAUUUCUGGCCACACACUUGCUGGGAGACCGCCUCAGCCCUCUCAACUGGCUGGGCUUUGCUGUCUGUCUGUCAGGAAUCUCCCUUCACCUUCUUCU